This is a messenger RNA of Manis javanica (Malayan pangolin), 631 nucleotides long. NCBI's taxonomy places the organism in Eukaryota, Metazoa, Chordata, Mammalia, Pholidota, Manidae. The record is from RefSeq and is a predicted model, not a curated record.
UCUCCUUGCAGGUCCCCCCCUCUCCCGAUGACCUUCCCAGCCGUGGGCUGCUCUCUUUGUCACUCAAGUACAUCCCUGCAGGCUCAGAGGGUGCAGGAAUGCCCCAGAGCGGGGAGCUGCACUUUUGGGUGAAGGAAGCUCAGAACCUCGUGCCGCUGCGCUCUGGAUCCCUGGACACUUAUAUACAAUGCUCGGUGCUGCCUGAUGACAGUCGGGCAAGCCGCCAACGGACAAGGGUAGUGCGACGCAGUCUCAGCCCCAUGUUCAACCAUACCAUGGUCUAUGAUGGCUUUGGGCCUGCUGACCUGCGCCAGGCCUGUGCCGAGCUCUCCCUCUGGGAUCAUGGAGCCCUGACCAGCCGCCAGUUGGGGGGCACACGCCUCAGCCUGGGCACUGGCAGCAGCUAUGGGCUCCAGGUGCCCUGGAUGGAUUCCACACCCGAGGAGAAGCAGCUGUGGCAGACACUCCUGGAGCGGCCAUGUGAGUGGGUGGAUGGCCUUCUGCCCCUCAGAACCAACCUGGCCCCCAGAACAUAGCAUCCCUACAAGUCCUACCAAGCCCCUCUCUCUGGACCUCUAUCUCAGGGCCUGCCCUUGGCUAAAGUCAAUAAAGUCUACUCUGAGGGCAACAA